GACGCAGACGCAAGUAUGGCACGCACCGGCGCCACGACCACGACGGCAGCUGCCGCGGUGCUGCUCCUGCUGGCGCUGGUGGCCACGGGCGCCGCCGCGGUCGACGCGGCCGCUGGUGGCUACGAGAUGACCGCGGCUGCUGCCGGCGGUCGGGCCCAGCCAGCGGGGCUGACGCAGUGCAUGGGCGGGUGCGGGACGAAGGUCGCAUCGUGCCUCCUCGACUGCUACAACACGUCCACGGGAGGGACCAUGCCCAUCUGCUACCUCGGAUGCACCAACAACGCCGUCUUCUGCGCCACCGACUGCACCACCCAGGGGCUCUGAUUCCCGAUCAAUCCAUCGACCAAUCCAUCCGGCUAGCGAUGUAUCAACGCAUACGCACCGCAUCCAAGUAUACACGUUCCACCCCGGACCCUCUCACGUAUGAAUAAGAUCAGUUGUAGUACUUCGUUUCAGUCGACACGUGCGACUAGACACGAGCUUGUAUGCUGAAGUGGUGAAUAUACACAGCUUGCUAUUAUGUACUUACAUAAUGACUCUAUCCCACUCUAUUUAUGUGGUUCUAA
Molecule: messenger RNA, 566 nt
Organism: Triticum dicoccoides
Lineage: Eukaryota; Viridiplantae; Streptophyta; Magnoliopsida; Poales; Poaceae
Product: anther-specific protein RTS-like
Exons: 1
Coding region: 16-324 (102 amino acids)
Source: RefSeq, a predicted model, not a curated record